AUGGCUGCACCUUCCAUCAAGCACACUCACCACCUCAACCGCACCAAACUGGUCACUAGACCAGUCGAAGAAUCCCCAAUGAAGCAUUCGUAUCCUAGACUCGUACGAAUACGUGUCACCGACGGUGAUGCCACGGACUCCUCCAGCGACGACGAAGAAGAAGCCUCCACGCGCCGCCGAGUGAAAAACUUUGUAAACGAGAUUACUUUUGACUCCUGCUCCGGCGACAACGAAGGCAUUAACGUUGUUUCUAGGAAAAGAAGCAGGGGUAGGACCGUGUCCAGAACUCCCGGCGGCGGCAAAAGAGGAGCUCCGGCGAGUCGGCGAGUGUGCUCCGGCAAGAAAUUCCGGGGAGUGAGACAGAGGCCUUGGGGGAAGUGGGCGGCGGAGAUAAGGGACCCUUCGCGGCGCGUGCGGUUGUGGUUGGGGACCUACGAUACUGCUGAAGAAGCUGCCAUUGUGUAUGACAACGCCGCCAUUCAGCUUCGUGGUGCCGACGCGCUCACCAAUUUCAUAAUGCCGCCGGCGGAGAACAUAGACAACGGCGAAGGUUCUCGAAACAACAGCUUGCUUUCUCCGACUUCGGUUCUUCAGUGUUGUUCGUUAUCGGAGGAAGUUGAGUCUGUAACCGCCAGAGACGAUGUUGUCGAUAUUCCUACGAGUGAAUCUCGCGAUGAAUGCGAAUAUUCAUGCGUGUCGGGGAAUUCCUCUGAUGAGUUCAAAUCCGAGUCAAUGUUUCCUAUUCCAAGCGAUAUGCUAUUUGAUUUCCAAAGCACGUUUCCCGCACCAGAAAGCAUUUUCUUCGCCGAUGAUUUUCCUGAAAUCUUCGUAACUUCUAGCGACAGUUUCGAUUUCAGUUUCACAAAUUGGCAUAUGGAUGAUGAUAAUUUCAAAGAUAUUGGGGAUUUGUUUGUUUCGGAUCCCCUUGUCGCUCUUUGA
Messenger RNA from Gastrolobium bilobum, 939 nucleotides. RefSeq names its product ethylene-responsive transcription factor CRF1-like. Gene Ontology annotation, molecular function: DNA-binding transcription factor activity; DNA binding. Gene Ontology annotation, biological process: regulation of DNA-templated transcription. The record is from RefSeq and is a predicted model, not a curated record. The transcript has a single exon. Bases 1 to 939 code for a protein of 312 amino acids. Lineage: Eukaryota; Viridiplantae; Streptophyta; Magnoliopsida; Fabales; Fabaceae.